Molecule: messenger RNA, 1370 nt
Organism: Klebsormidium nitens
Lineage: Eukaryota; Viridiplantae; Streptophyta; Klebsormidiophyceae; Klebsormidiales; Klebsormidiaceae
Source: the annotation of a GenBank genome assembly
GCUCUCAGCGCGUGAAGCUUUCUCGGUUUCUGCCGCCCCUUCCCUUUCAUACAUCAGCGACAAGAAGGUUCUACCGUAAAUCCAUCCUUCUGACGAGCCGUUUUGUUUGCGUUGGCCGCACCCCCGUGAUAAUCAUCAAUUCGCCAUAACGAGGUGCUUUGCAAGAUUCUUGUUGAAGGAAAACAUCCCCGGUCAUUCUUUUAGCAGGAGCUUGAGUGAUACACACUACAGAGAAGGGAAUUUGAGCGUGGAAGAAUGACGGGCAAGGCAAAGCCCAAAAAGCACACUGCAAAAGAACUGGCGGCAAAGGCGGACGCAGCGCUGACGAAUCGGGGGGGCGGUGUUGCUGGAAAGGUUGACAGGUUAGGGCUUGACAAAGGCGGCCACGCAAAGUACGCAUGCCAGAUCUGCAAAGCCACUGCGCCGGACACCAAAAGUAUGCAGAUCCAUUGGGAAGCCAAGCAUCCAAAGCUACCAUGGGACCCCGAAAAGAUCAUCGACCAACACGCUGCCAUAGACGCCGCCAACAAAGCGAAACCGGGUAUACGAGGAAGUAUCAAGAAGUAGGUCACGUGGCGUGCCAGACGGCGAGCCAAUCUGCAAAGCAAUGAAAUAGCGGUUGUGGUCUCGGAAGCGUUUGGGGAAUAGAGGGCUUUACAGGGAGUGCCCUAAGGGGAUUGACUUCCAGCGUUACUUCAAAGCUUGCGCAGGGUUCGUUUUUUAGCAUGUCCAAGUAGUGUGUCAAGGGAGAUUCGACCAAGUUCGAGUUUACGUGCGAGCUCAGAAUCUACGAACGUUCCUUGCACACGGGUUCUUAACAAGACUCAGUAUCUGGAAAUUGUCUUGGCUUAAAUCAGUGCCUACCCUCUUAGCUUUGGAUCACGGCGAAUCAAGACGAUUUGUAGAUACUUCAAAUUCCAGAUAUCAUGCCCUAAGCCAGCGAGAACGAGAAGUAUGUAGCUAGAGGAUAUCAAGGUAACAGUCUGUGUGCCAACGGUUGUUGUUGAUGAUUGAUGGUUUCGAUAAUCGAGUUGGAUAGUGACACAGCGGUCGGUCAUUGUCAAGGUGGGCGGCAACGGCUGGCGAGACGGUGGUACCCAUGGCGGCCACGGCGGUCAAGCUCGUAUCGUGCUUAAGCUGGCCAUCUAGUGAAAUGAAUUGGGUUCAAGUUACCGUAUAUCAUAUGGCCUGAAUUUGCCAAGACUUGGGGACAACUUGGGCUAUGCUAGUAUGGAAGCUAAGCUUUCUUUUCAGGAUCUCUAGCGCACUGCAUGGAUCGGAUGCGUCGAAGACUCACAUCGCACGGUUGCUUGGACAGAUUCAAUGCAGUGGCUCGUGCUUUUGAGUAGCUCUGUAAUAGCUAGGAAGAU